Messenger RNA from Gadus morhua (Atlantic cod), 2670 nucleotides. RefSeq names its product ankyrin repeat and SOCS box containing 7 (gene asb7). The coding region runs from base 171 to 1127 and encodes 318 amino acids. Gene Ontology annotation, biological process: intracellular signal transduction. Lineage: Eukaryota; Metazoa; Chordata; Actinopteri; Gadiformes; Gadidae. The record is from RefSeq and is a predicted model, not a curated record. Gene Ontology annotation, molecular function: protein binding. The transcript is spliced from 5 exons.
CUGAAACACACAGAUUCCAUGGUUGGUUUUUUUUUGUUACCGUCUGUCAAUAAUAUACCAGACCAGCAAGCCACUACUUUGGACCACUGACAGACUGUUUUAUCCCAGCUUGUGUCUGCUCACUAUGAUGUCCCGUGCAGCAGAACAUUUCCUUUACGAAAUGUGACAGGAUGCUGAACCAUCAAUGCAUAAGGAACCCGGAGCUGCAUGAGGAGCUGCAGAUCCAGGCUGCGGUGGCGGCUGGGGAUGUGUGCACUGUCCGCAGAAUGCUGGAGCAAGGCUACUCCCCCAAAGUACGGGACGCCAACGGCUGGACGCUGCUCCAUUUCUCUGCCGCCAAGGGCAAGGAGAGAUGUGUACGGGUCUUCCUGGAGCACGGAGCGGACCCCACGGUGAAGGACUUCAUCGGCGGCUUCACGGCGCUCCACUACGCCGCCAUGCACGGACGCGCCCGCAUCGCCCGCCUCAUGCUGGAGUCGGAGUUCCGCGGCGACAUCAUCAACGCCAAGAGCAACGACGGCUGGACGCCGCUGCACGUGGCGGCGCACUACGGCCGCGACUCGUUCGUGCGCCUCCUGCUGGAGUUCCGGGCGGCGGUGGACCCGCUGAGUGACAAGGGCACCACGCCGCUGCAGCUCGCCAUCAUCCGGGAGCGCUCGAGCUGCGUGCGCAUCCUGCUGGACCACGGCGCCAACAUCGACAUUCAGAACGGCUUCCUGCUGCGCUACGCCGUCAUCAAGGGCAACCACGCGUACUGCCGCAUGUUCCUGCAGCGCGGCGCCGACACCAACCUGGGCCGGCUGGAGGACGGGCAGACGCCGCUGCACCUGUCGGCGCUGCGGGACGACGCGCAGUGUGCGCAGAUGCUGCACGCGUACGGCGCCGACACGAACACGCGCAACUACGAGGGGCAGACGCCGGUGGCGGUGGCGGUCAGCAUGUCGGGGGUCAGCCGGCCGUGUCUGGACUUCUUACAGGAGGUCACAAGACAACCUCGGACUUUGCAAGAUUUGUGUCGUGUAAAAAUACGUCAUUGUAUCGGGCUUCAGAGCCUGAAGUUCCUGGACGAGCUACCCAUCGCCAAGGUCAUGAAAGACUACCUGAAACACAAGUUUGACAAUGUGUGACCGCAGCCACCACAGCCAAGGGGAGUCCGCCUGUGGACUCUCUCUGUUCUCAUCAAGACUAUGCAAUCAAGGCGUGGGGGCGCACUGUACAUCCCUCAACAUUUAUAUUGCCCUCGUACCACGGAGAGUGUACAUUCGGUCCUUUGGUUCUCUGCAGUGACUUUUUUUAUUUAUAUGAAUUUAUUUUGAGGAGGUGCCGAAACAGCAGAGAUCCGGCUUAUCUCGGUACCUGGGUUAUUUCAGCUGAUGGAUGAAAUAACACAGCAGUUUAUUAAACACUCAAAUUCCCUAAUAAUGAUGCAGAUGAUUGUUGCCUCUCGAUGUUUUUGCUAAUUGGACCGAUUGCCAUGUGCAUAUAUGCCAGUACGAUUUAAUUUGAUUGGUGAUUGUUAAAUAGGAUUGCUCACCAAUAUGUUUGCUACGGGGAUCGAAAAGUGAGUGAAAGGUUAUUCUACUAAAUAUGGGUUGAUUUUCUUUGGACCGCAUAAAGCAUUAAUAGGUAAUGGUUUUGAGUAGACAAGUUACAGGACUUGUUGCUUGGACUGGCUUUACAUCUAGCACGCAAAAGCAGGAUUGGUCAUGCCAGAGCAUCAGGCGAAAAUUUUCUUGGCGUGCAAGAGAUUGGUGUGCAAUUGCCUUCAAAUACUGCCAUUUGAACAACUGUUGCAUCAGAGUGUGAUGAGUUAUUUCAUCCUGUUUCAUCUUAAGUUAUUUGGUUACAAAUGUAUUCACUGUGCUUUAGUUUUUUUCUGGAAAAAAUGUAUUAAUGUUUACACAAUCACCAGAAGCGAAAUGUAAAUAUGUAACAAUGUACAGCAGAUAUUUUUGUAGAUUUAUUUAAGCAAAAAUCUUCUGUACGUAUUCCUGUGUCUUUUGAAUAUGUUGGAAAGUAUUGUACUAUGUUUGGUGUGAUUCAUAUAAAUAUUUUGUUAUGUUCAAGUCGAAUAAUUUGUUCCCUUUUGUGAGAAUGACUUCACUAUGUUUAGGUCUGAAAGAUCUCAAGUGUCAUGGUAGGGGGUGGGGGGAUUUAUUUUCUGAACAAAAAAUGUCUCUGAAGAACUGUGAAUUUAUUAACACAUCCUUAAAGUUGGAAAGUGUUGGAUAUCAGGUUCAGCUACCAUCACUAUAACUCUAUCGGUGAGUGACAUUAUUUAAUACGGCCAUAUUUGUCGGUUGGAACAAAACAACGAUGAAGCUCUUAUAAAACACAUAGGAUUGCUGGGUGAUAUUUUUUCAUGACCAUAGUUUCACCACCCUUUACAUGCUUUUGGAUAUGUCAGUUUUUAUGCCACAUUUUGUAUUCCAGACUAUUUCUUACCGAGAGCUGUGAAUGACGGUCAUGAGUGAGUUUGGUGUGACCUACAUCGUCUGCCUUCUUCAUGCCUGGUUGCUCAAGAGUCUUCCCAGUCAGGGAACUGUUCUUACUUGUCUUACGAAGCUCUUCGGCGGCUGUGAGUCUUCCACCCCAACUACUGAAUGUAUAUAAUAUGCAGGUUUUAAACUAAAACUCAAGAUGUGUCAAUAAAUCUAAAAUAACUUGUGA